AUGAAGGCCAAAAGCAAAGGUGUGAAACGUCGCCACACGGUCAGCGAGGACGCCUUGUGCCAAGAGGCAGCCCAGAGCAGGGAUGAGCUUCUGAAAUGUUCCCGGCGCAAAGAGAAGAGGAAUAAGGAGAGCCCGAAGGCUGCCUCCCGUCCCGCAAAGCUCCCUUGGAGCAGCAGAGACAGGCGCUUGAGGAGGCUGGAGAGCAACGAGCGAGAGCGUCAGCGCAUGCACAAGCUCAACAACGCUUUCCAGGCCUUGAGGGAAGUCAUCCCUCACGUCAGGGCGGAGAACAAGCUCUCCAAGAUCGAGACCCUCACCUUGGCCAAAAACUAUAUCAAGUCGCUCACCUCCACCAUUCUCCGGAUGUCCAACGGGCACCUGCCACCCGUCGAGGGCUCCGGUUCCGGAAGCAGGUCCAAACUGUACGAACACUAUCAGCAGCAGUGUGGGGAGGACGACGAGCCGGCGGAACAGCUCCAGAAAUACUCCACCCAGAUCCACAGCUUCAGGCAAGGCAGCUGA
This is a messenger RNA of Elgaria multicarinata webbii, 522 nucleotides long. RefSeq names its product basic helix-loop-helix family member a15 (gene BHLHA15). Gene Ontology annotation, biological process: sensory organ development; positive regulation of transcription by RNA polymerase II; axon development. The transcript has a single exon. Gene Ontology annotation, molecular function: E-box binding; DNA-binding transcription factor activity, RNA polymerase II-specific; protein dimerization activity. Gene Ontology annotation, cellular component: nucleus. Lineage: Eukaryota; Metazoa; Chordata; Lepidosauria; Squamata; Anguidae. Bases 1 to 522 code for a protein of 173 amino acids. The record is from RefSeq and is a predicted model, not a curated record.